AUGCACACAGGGACCACUACUCGGAUCUCGGUCAAUAACGUCUGCGGACCAGCCAUCCCGGUUCGCUCUGGCGUCCGCCAGGGGUGCCCCCUCGCCCCCCUCCUCUUCCUUGGUGUUAUUGAAAUUUUCCACCGCUACUCCUCCCACUUCCUCCCCGGGUUCCCCAUCUCCCGCACGCAGCGUCGCCUCAUGGCAUGCUAUGCCGAUGAUGUGACUAUCUUUCUCAACUCUGACCAGGAGCUCCAAAAGGCAUCUCACGUGCUCCUUUCCUUCGCUGCUGUGUCAGGCGAACACCCUAACUGGGCCAAAUGUGCCAUCCUCCCUUUCAACAUCCCCCCCGCUUCAGUCACCUACGCCGGCUCCAUACCCAUUCGGGGCGAGGAAGAAUUCGAACGAAUUUUGGGGAUCCAUGUGGGCCUUUCCGGCCGAUCCGAGGUCACCUGGGAACGAGCUCAGACGCAAAUUGAACGCUCAGCCAGUUUCCUUGCCAAUCUCCAUGCCUCCUCCACCUGCCGAAAGAAUCUCUCCAACAUCUUCCUCAACUCCACCCUCUCCUUUCCCGGCAGAUUCCAACCCCCCCCCGACCCAUCUAUCCAUGCCAUCGACGCGGUUGUAGGAAACUUGCUCUCCUCAUCCAAAUUCCGCGAGGAGGGCCGGUCCACACGCCUCCUCACUAAUAGUACCAUCUACAACAAGGUUGAGCAUGGCGGGCUCGGCGCAAUCCGCCCUUCCACGCAAAUCCUCGCGCUUAACGCUCAGCGUGCUCUGCGCCGUUUCUCCCACCUUCCCAAUGCUACGGUCGCCAGGGAGCUGGUUCCCAUCCCCUUCGGGCUGCACGGCUUCAUGCUUCAUAAGGACUUCCCCUCAGUGCUGCCUGACUCAGUACCUGCCCAGUUGCGAGAGGAAGUUAAAGCUCUCGCGAAACUAAACCUCACCAUUCUUCCCCCCCGCCCAGAGUUCUGGUGUAUUCUGGCAGAACCCGUCCCUUACAACCGAUUCCUUCUCAAGUCGGACGAUCGCCCCUUCGGCCGCCUCAAAGAUGAAGUCUUACGGAGGAGGUACGCGUUGGUCACAUCGUCCGACGCGACGCGACUGGAGCCCGACGUAUGA
Messenger RNA from Closterium sp. Yama58-4, 1110 nucleotides. Lineage: Eukaryota; Viridiplantae; Streptophyta; Zygnematophyceae; Desmidiales; Closteriaceae. The record is from the annotation of a GenBank genome assembly.